Gryllus bimaculatus (two-spotted cricket) is the source of this 4839-nucleotide messenger RNA. The record is from the annotation of a GenBank genome assembly. NCBI's taxonomy places the organism in Eukaryota, Metazoa, Arthropoda, Insecta, Orthoptera, Gryllidae.
AUGAUUCUCCCAUACAUUGAUGGAGUGAACCAUGUUGCAAGAAUUGCUGCUGAAGCAGAUGUAGAAAAUAAUCUUGUGAAAUCCUGUGUACAGAACUUGGUGUACUAUGGAGUAGUAACAAUGAUUCCAAUAUUUCAGUAUUCUAAUGUGUAUGCUGUGACCCCAAAACUUAGAAAUCUUGCUGAGAACAAGGACUUGCAGGAUAGGUGUAUCCGUUACGUGUCAAAAUCUGUGAGACAGCCUGCCACUCUUAAAGAUAUAUUCAAAAUGUAUUCUUGUAUGACAUAUGGUACAACUAUCAGGGAUCUAUGCAUUCGUUUUAAUCCUCAUCCAUUGAGGAUAAAUGAACGGAAACUUGUUCAAUUUGGUAUACUUGAAGGGCUGAUUCGACGAAUUCAUAAAUAUCCAGUGUAUCUUUCAGAUACUAGUCAUAACAAUGCUGGAGGAUUAAGUCAACAUCGCCAUUUUACUGGUCAGCAGUCAUUGGAUGAAAUUUGUUGUGCACAAGGUUUAAGCAGUCAGCAGUUAGAAGAACAGUUGGAAAAAGAUCCAAAUGUUGCUAUUAUCUGGAAGUAAUUUCUAAAUGCUUUGGUUAAGAAUUUCAAAAUGUUGGCUAACUGUGUAACUAAUAUGGCUUCCUCUUACACUUUGCUUUUCAUAUGAAUGUUGUAGCUGUACUUGUCAUGAGAAGUUAUGAUUUGUUGAUUUGACAUCCCCUCACUCAGAUACUCACAUAAAUAUUAUUUAUGGUGCAACGAAAAUUAUAUAUUUGCUGCUUCAUGCAGGUUACCUCUUUAGAGAGACAGUCUUUUUUUAAGUAAUAGAAUAUUAAGCUUGUUAGUAAGAUUUAUAUUAUACUUGUUAUGCAAUGCAUUACUUUUGUAAUUGUUUUUAAGUAACUGCAUUUUAUUUUGAGCUAAAUUUAUUUUAUUUUGCAUUUUAUAUUUUUUAUAAUGAUUUUAUUGUUUAAGUUUCAUAAUGUUGAGAGCAAACUAUUCAUCAGGAAUUACUUAAUACAGACUUUCUAUUGAAUUCUAUUCAGUUUCAGUUCUUUCUAUUUCAGAGAAUUCUAUUGAAUGUACUUGGAAUGUUUUCACCAAAGAACCUUUCAAUUUUAAUUUACCAAAAAAACAUUAUAUUAUGAAAUUAAAAAAAAUCAGUAAUAAAUUUACAAAAACAAAUGUAAUCUAUUGAACUUUUUAAAGACUUGAAAUUUAUUUUGGAAGUUCAAGAUUUUUAAUUUUGGAACAAAGAAGUUGUGAUUUCCUAAAUUACACAUUAAUUGUAUUAAAAAUGAAAAAUUAUAGAAUUACUCAUUUGUUAUGAUGAAAAUAAUUUAAAAACAUAUAAAAUGAAUAUUGUUACAAUUUAAAAAGGGACCAUUGUUUUACUUUUAAUUGAUGCAUUUUUCUUUGAAGUGAUUAUUGGCAAAAUCAGUUUUUAAGGCUUCAGAACCAGAUGUUUGCCUCUGAGAUCUUGAGAAAUGACCUCUUUUUGAAAAUUAAAAAAUAAAUAUAAGGGGCCCGCACAUGCUUGUCAUAAAUGUUGAUUUUAACUGUCCUUGUUUCUGUGUUUUAUGUUUAACCAUAUCCCAAAGAUGCCCCAUGAUCGCUCACUCUUAACCAUCUGAAAUUAGUUGCAGCAUCUUUGUGCUCAAUUGACUAAUCGAUCCCUCCAUGUCUUGGCUAGUUCUCGGCAUUAUCUUUGUCUGGGUGAGGGCACAUUGCCAGUUUCCAUGUAGAUGAUUGAACUUUGAACAGAAUUUCUGAAUAAAUUUUAAUCUAUCUUAACAAUUGUUUUCAGUGUUGAUUACCAAUUAUGCCAUCUUUUAAGCCUAAAGCUUUUGAAAAUAAAAAAAACAUUAACUUAUUCAAAUAAGUUAAGAAAUUAAUGUAAUAUUAAAAAUAUUAAUUUCUGAAUAAAUUUUUAAUCUAUCUUAACAAGUACAUCCUUAAAAACUUGAGGUUUUAAAACCCUUGAUGAACAGUAAAAAUCAAAAAACAAAAGGCUCAAGGUUAGAUGUGGACUUCUUUGUUCUUACAUUUUGGUUUUAGAAAAAUAUGGUAGCUUUUAUUUCAUUAAUGGCAAUGUUUUCAGUACAAAAAACAAUACAAUUUAUCAUUUAUUUACAUAUUUUGUGUUAUUAAAUAUACAAACAUAACAUUUAUUAUACAUUUUUGUAUAUUAAUCCAAGUUAUUGUAAUGCAUGUGUGAAUUGUUUUUGCAUUUGCUGGCAUGUUUAUUCACUGAAUUUAUAUUCUACUUUCAUUUACUUAUCUAAUCUACAUAUGCAUAAAUUAUGCAAAUAGCAUCCAGAGAGUAUCCUGAAAGAUUCCUUCUAUUAUUUUACUUUUAACUAGUUUGUGAGUUGUGAAAAUUAUAUUCAACAUAUGCUAAAUUAAUUGAUGUGUUCAUUUUGAAUGAAGAGGUCUCAUAAAUGGUUUAUAAGUCGCUCGUGUUCUGUAAAACCAGGUUUGUGUAUGGACAUUUACUUCUUAUUGAGAUAAUUUACUUUGUCUGUAAUGUAGAAAUAGAUAGCCAGUAUGUUGAUUAUUUCCUUUCUUUAUAAGAUUCUGUAGGGGCGAAAGUGGAGUGUGGGGCAACAUCCUGGAUACUCUUGUCUCCUGGGAGCUCAGAUCUAAUUGAUUCCAGCUGAACUUCACCCUAUAAUUCCUCUUUUUUACAUUUGCUGCCUUAUAUCUAGAAUUAUUUCUACUCAAUUAUCGUAUUCAUUCUUGCUACUUCAUUUAUGUACUUAUGGCCUAUUGUUUUGGUUUAUCUGGGCUUCAUUUAGCUUUCCUGUUUAAAGAUUGUGGUUGUAAAGACUUUAAGUUUAUUCCAGUAAUGCAUUUUUUGCCCUCGUUUCUUGUACUAGGUUUUUCCAUAAUUCUUUAUCAUGAUGUCUGUAUUUGUCCUUAUUCUGUUGUAUCCAAAGACUUUUUCGUGUUCAUUGGUAAAUUGGCUGUCACUCUUAAUAUGUUUUAUGGACUUCAGUUAUGAUUUUCAAUAAUUUGUAGUAAUUUGUCGCUGUUACCCUUAUUUAUAUACUUAAGCUGAGGCCUUGAACGAUUCUCUAUCAUUUGGUUUCCUUUUACCUUGCUUCUAUUUUCUCAUUAUUAGCGCAGUCAAGAGCCCCAAUGUUUCAUUCUUGGCCUCAUACUGUGUGAGUUUCAAAAGUAAGUGAUGCCUUUCUUGAUCGUUUCUGAUAAAUAUUUGUAGACACUUUUCUUCUCAAAGAUUAGUUUGUUUUCAGUGUUGAUACCAAUUAUGCCAUCUUUUUAAGCCAAAGCUUUUGAAAAUAAAAAAACAUUAAACUUAUUCAAAUAAGUUGUUUUGUCGAAGUGCUUAAUAGUAUGUAUGGCGUUUUGUUUUCCCCUCUUUUUGAAAAAAGGAAGGGGGAAAAAAAAAAUUAAUGUAAUAUUAAAAAUAUUGCCACUUAUUUGCAUCUUUUUUGGAGAAGAGUGGCAAGGAUAUUGCUAAAAAGUGAGGCAGUUUGAUCUACUGUUCUGAAUAAUAGAUCAAAGGAGAAAAUAAUGUUUCCUGCAGCCUUCAUUAAUUUCAGUUUUUCACUUCUUGUUUAUAUCCUUGGAACUUUUUCGUUUUCAACUUUAAUUAAUUUAAUCUUUCUAUUUACAUAAAAUUAAUCUCAUGUGUAUAGGACUGCACUUUUGUUUUCAAUACUUACUUUACUUUAUAGAAUUUCAAGGCGGAAAAAACUUCAAAUUUACAACCUAUGCCAAGUGGCCAUGAUUUCUUGGACUAAUUUUAAAGUUUUUGUGGUUUUUGUUAUCAUCAUUAUCUUCUUUUCUAAACUUUCUAUUUUUGAACCAAUUUUACAUGUCAAAGAAUUGUUCUUUUAAUCUUUAAAUUCUCUUCUAUUCUGAAACUAAACUUCUUUCAAGCUCAUUCACUUAUCUGACCAAAUUAAAUGUGUUUCCAAAAUUAUUCAAUCAGAAAUAUGGUAUGUCUUGUGGCAUAGAUUUAGUAGAAGUGCAUUUGCUAAUUUGUUUUUCCACAAAAAGGUUUACAGUUGAACUGGAUUGGAAAAAUUAACAAAACAUAUCCCUACAAUUCUUAAUUUUAAGAAUUAUGGUACAUGAACUUACAUUUGUUAUUGAAAUAUGUGAUACAAUAACAAGCUAGUAUAUUUUUAUGGAUUCUUAUGCUUGGCCAUUAUGUUAAUAACCAACCAAUUGCAAAAGUAACUUUUGAUUAAUAAUUAACACAAAAGUUAAUUUUACACAUUAAAAAUUUGAAUCUGGUGAAAAGAUAUAAUUUGAAUUAAUCAAUGAGCAAAGAGGAAAGAUUAGCAUGUCACUGCUGUUAAAUAAUGUUACUGAUCUUGUUAUUUAGCUAUUCAAUUUUGAUUGACUACAUUUAAGAAAGUUCUUUUGCUGAUUUUAUUAAUUGAAAUCUCUUUUGCAUUAAUAUGGAGUUGGGAGUAGCAGGAGUACAAAUUUCACAGCUAAAAUGGUAAUUGUUAUAAAUGGAUUGAUUCUUACAACAUGAUUUUUUAUUUUAUUUAUGUAUUGUUACAACCUUUUCGGAAUACUUGUUGAUUGUUUUCUCUUUUGGUACUGUCAAAAGUAAUGUCUUUCUCCACUAUUCAAUUCACAUGGUUUUAAAAAUCCUUGUUUUUUAUGUUUAAAGGUGUGGCACUUGCUAAUUUGAAGCAAGUUUGUGUUUUGAUUUUAUAAUAAAAAACAUUGAAAGCAUCACAAAAUUAAAAACAUAAUUGGAAUGUUAACUGUUCGCAAGAUUAAGGCACAUCACUUUUAUAGUGGAUCAUGUUAUUUUAAGUUUUAUGUAUUUGUCUUCAGGGAUGUUGAAACAGUGUAG